This is a messenger RNA of Aplosporella prunicola CBS 121167, 3469 nucleotides long. RefSeq lists its product as uncharacterized. Bases 266 to 3241 code for a protein of 991 amino acids. Gene Ontology annotation, molecular function: small GTPase binding. Gene Ontology annotation, cellular component: cytoplasm; nuclear membrane. The record is from RefSeq and is a predicted model, not a curated record. Gene Ontology annotation, biological process: protein import into nucleus. The transcript has 5 exons. Lineage: Eukaryota; Fungi; Ascomycota; Dothideomycetes; Botryosphaeriales; Aplosporellaceae.
CUAUAAAGGGCUUCCACGGCUGGUGACUACUGAAUGAUAGGGCGAAGCGGAAGAUUUGCCUGCCUGAGGGAAAGCCCAACGCAUCACGUCUCUGCCGGGCGCCGACGACCCACCCGUAACCUACCUGCCACCUACAGCCUCACUGCCCCCGACGCCCUACAACCCAUAUUGCGCCUCUUCAUAAAAGUUGCCUGAAACCGACCCUCUCUUUUCCUCUUCCACCUUUUCCUUCCCGCUCCGAUCUGCCCGCGCACCAUCCGACACCAUGUCGGAGGCGCCCGUUGCGACGCCAACCUCCAUUGCCGAGGUUGAAGAUCUCGUGAAGCGCCUAUAUCUGCAUCCCGAUCCGAGGACUAUCGGGCAGAUUGAAAAAGAGCUUCAGAAGUUGCAGAAAUCCGAACAAGGAUGGAUCCUCGCAGACGCCCUUCUUUCUAGCGACGAUCUGAACGUGCGCUUCUUCGGCGCUCUCACGUUCACUGUGAAGCUGACGUCGGACUGGCAAUCGCUUGACGAGGAUGCCGCGGGUGAGCUUCUGCUGCGCCUCAUCAACUGGCUGGUGAGACUAGUCAACCAGGGCGAGAAGGAUCUUGUUACCAGAAAGCUGUCCGCUACUCUUGUACAGUACUUUCUGUGUGGCAAAUCGACCUGGACAAACUGCAUCCGCCAUCUACUCUGUUCCUUUGCCAAUGGGGAAGCGGUCUCCGUCGCAGACCUUGGUCAAUACCCAGACACACCGCAGGUUAUCAGCUCUCUGAACGCGACACACAUUCUUCCAGUGCUGUGGAUUGGUGAGACACUGAUCCAAGAAAUCAAGAAAAGCACCUAUACUCGCGAAGAGCAGGCCAAAUAUGAGACGCGUAUCGACCAGAAUUGCGACGACAUUGUACCGGUGAUUCACUAUGGCCUGGCUUACAAUGGCGACGAUUCAGGCAAGCUACACGAGGACAGCUUCAACUGUAUGGCUGCCUGGGCUUUCUUUGUCACUCGAAACAAGGCUUCGGAGGAGAGUCUUCGGCAGAAGAAGCUAUUGCAAACGCUGAUACUUCCGGCACUGCAAUGUGUGCACGCUGACCCCGACCAUUCAGUGGAGGGCUUGUCAGAAAUGCUUCGCAAGCGCUAUGAAUUGUUUGGCGCGGAACAUCUGAAUCUCGUCUCCGAGCUGAUCAUGAGCCCGUGGGGACAAGAGCAACUCAAUGAGUUGUUGGCUGGGGAAGGGGAGUCCCAAACUUUCACGAGCUUGUUGCUCGCUUUUGCUGCUGCCAUCAGAGUCCAGCUCGUGGGAGAUUCUGAUUCCUGGCAGCAUAUUAUGGUCAUCAUGCAUCAGGUCCUCAGAUGCCCCGGGUAUGCUGUAGAAGACGAUGACGUUUGUGUCCAAGCACUUGAAUUCUGGAGCUCCUACGCCGAUCUUCUGAGCGAUCCCUUAAUCGAGGACGAGUACCCCAGCCUCUGUUCAUCGCCCAUAUCUGCCGACCAUGUCCUUCAAGCGGCAGAGGAAUACUGCUCAAAAGUUUGUCUACCGUCCCAGCAGUUCGAUAGAGAUACUAUGAAGGGCUUCCAAUCUUUCCGGUUGGAUGUUGCCGACUUUCUCGAAACUGCAUUUGCUGCAUGUGGCGAGAGGUUGCUAAAGGGAUUGGUACAUCUCGCCCUCAGCUCUCUGCAAGAGAGAGACUGGGUCAAGGUCGAGGCGUCCUUGUUUUGCAUCAUUGCAUUGGCCGACUCGAUCGCAGAAGAUGAUACCUGGGACAGCACGCUGGCUGACUUUCUGGGAUCUCCACUGUUUGCCAACGUGUUUAGCGCCGAAGUCCCAUCUAGGACGCGCCGUACUGCAGUAGACCUUCUAGGCCGCUAUUCAGUUUUCUUCAUCAAGCAUACGGAAUUCCUCGUUGCUCCUCUCAACUUCUUAUUCACAGCACUCUCUGCGCCCCAAACCGCAAACUCUGCAGCCAAGUCAAUUGCUUCGCUCUGUUCAGCGUGCAGGAAGUCGCUUGUGCCAGAGCUGAACAAUUUCCUUCAAGCAUAUCAAAGCUUUUUGGAUUCUCCAACAGCUGAUCCUUACACCAAAGAGAAAGUGGUUGGCGCCAUCACCGCAAUCUUCCAGGCCUUGCCGUCUGAUGAAGAGAAGUGCCAUUAUCUAGGGAUCCUCGUUGGUUACAUCGAGUCAGACAUUCGAGCAUCGCUCGAACACAUGAGCCAGAACAGGGUUGAAGAGGCACAAGUUGCAGGCUCAUCUGCGCUUGCUUGUCUAGCACAAAUGGGCAAAGCUCUACAGUCUCCUGAUGAAGACAGAAUCGGUGGAAGCGCCGCAACUCCGAUACAUAUCAUCAAUCUUGAGGCAGACAUUACAGAAGCCAGCUUUUGGAACGCAAACGAAGCCGGGGUGGAUCUGCAGACGCGCAUCGUCAAGUGCAUGAAUAUGAUGAUUGAGAUUCUUGGUAACUAUGGCGACAUCAUCGAAGCGGUCUGCGAUAUAUACAAGAGUGGCUUCGCCGAGCGUGCGCCAGGCCCUUUUCUCUUUCCACCAAUUGCCUUCGCAAACUUUGUUCUCUGUACCACGAUUGACACACCUCGUCUUCCGCUGGUUCUCUCUACAAUUUGUUCGUUCCUGAACGCCUACUCAGACGUCCUCAGGGAACAGGGUGACAUUGUUUCUCAGACAAAACGGAUCCUGGAGCAUGUUGUGUUCUUACUUGCAAAGUUGGAACAGCCAAACACGGAUCCUGAAGUUUCCCACAGCUGCGUUGAGUCUCUCACACAAAUCGUUCGUCACAACGCACUGCUGUUAUUAGAACAACCGCAAGAAGCUGUUGAGUUCACCCUUGUUUUCACCAUCCGUUGCAUCCAGGGUGCAGACGUCCUUCCAAAGCGUGCUGGCGCUGCUUUCUGGUCGACGUUCCUCUCCACUGCCAAUGACCCGACUUCUCUUGCCAAACAAGCAUCGGAUACCGUCAUACAAGUCCUUGGCCCUCAUCUCAUGACAGCCCUGAUAUAUCAGGUCUCCGGCGAAGCCGCACGAAGUGACUUCGAACACCUCAUCGAGCCUCUUAAGCUUCUCAUUACCAAGCAACCCCGCUCUAAGAUGUGGAUGGAAGCAGCACUCCUCAGUCCUGAAUUCCCUGCGCCAAAGGUUGAGGAAAAGGACAGGCGUUGGUUCCAGAAGAUGCUUGUAGCGGCUCGCGGCGGUACAUCCACCAAGAGUAUUGUGACGGACUUCUGGGCCAAGUGCCGCACGUCGGUCCGCUAGUAAUGCUUACACGAGCCUUAAGAACCCAAGAAAGAGUACCUAAAUGGAUAGGAGAGCUAGAGUUUUGAAUGCAUUGCUUGGGCGUAGGCUAACCCUGCAUCAUGAUAGCAUGAUAACUUCACGAACGGAAGUUAUGGUCUGCGCGUAGAUACCCCUUUGCAGAAAAGUGCGAGUUUGGAUUUGGAUCCUUCUCUUCACCGUCAUGCAGAAUUAAAACUGUGAGAGGUU